Messenger RNA from Exophiala oligosperma, 3285 nucleotides. RefSeq lists its product as uncharacterized. The record is from RefSeq and is a predicted model, not a curated record. The coding region runs from base 132 to 3089 and encodes 985 amino acids. Gene Ontology annotation, biological process: proteolysis. The transcript has a single exon. Gene Ontology annotation, molecular function: metalloexopeptidase activity. NCBI's taxonomy places the organism in Eukaryota, Fungi, Ascomycota, Eurotiomycetes, Chaetothyriales, Herpotrichiellaceae.
CAACAUUCGUUGCAGCAGCCUAGAAAGAACUCUUUACACCGAGCAGAUCCUCAUUCUUCCCAGUCUUGUUCAGGUUCCUUUCUUUUACUCUCCUCUCCCUCAUGUCUUGAGCUCGACCUCUACUAUCAGCCAUGGCGAGGCUAUCCAACCCCGUCGCCUUCACUCGCUGGCCUGUAACUAUCCUAACCACAGCGGUCUAUCUCGCGAUUACUAUCACAUUGAUCAUUGUUCACACAGGCGUGCCAACUCCUCCAUCUUCUGCCACACCCCUACAUGGCAUCAACUUGACCGAGGCAUGGGACGAUCUGCAGCUCCUCACCUCCUCCCGUCAUCCUUACAAUACCCACGCCAAUGACAAAGUCCACGACUGGCUUCUCGCCCGAAUCACGUCUAUCUUGGAGGAGAAUGUGGAAAGCCCCUCAGGCACUUCGGCCAGGCCACCGUCUGUCUAUGUAUUCGAAGAUAACACGUCGAACUUGACAUACUCAUCGGGCGGAAUUUCAGGAGUUGGUGGUACCAGUGUCUACUUUGAGGGCACAAACGUUAUCGUCUACAUACCAGGCAUAGAAGAUGAUUUAUCACAAUGGUGGCUAGAGCCGAAUGGGAAACCUUCUUCUCGAAAUGCUGUCUUGGUGAAUGCUCACUACGAUAGUGUCUCUACUGGUUUUGGUUCCACAGACGAUGGUGUUGGUGUCAUAUGUGUGCUCCAGCUGUUGAAGUACUUCAGCACACCUGACAACAAGCCUAAGAAUGGCGUUGUCCUUCUACUCAACAAUGGCGAAGAAGACUUUUUGAACGGCGCCAAUGUGUUUGGACAACAUCCCAUGUCCAAAGUGGUCAGCAAUUUUCUCAAUCUUGAAGGAGCGGGUGCCGGAGGGAGAGCUGCUCUUUUCCGAAGCACCGAUGAUGCUGUAACGAAAGCUUAUGCUCACUCAAAAUACCCCUUCGGCUCAUCUACCUCUGCCGAUGGCUUUGAACGGGGCCUGAUCCGUAGUCAGACGGACUAUGUCGUGUUCAAUGGGAAGCUGGGUCUGAGAGGUCUAGAUGUAGCUUUCAUUGGACCGCGAGCACGAUAUCAUACUGAUCAAGAUGACUCGCGACACACAGGUAGAGCAUCACUUUGGCAUAUGCUUUCCGCAGCGGUAGCAACCACUGAGUCUUUGACCUCUACUUCCCUGGAGACGAAUCUGGAACCUGGCAACACACCGGGCCACCGGGCUCUCUGGUUCGAUAUGUUUGGCCGAGCAUUCGCUGUCCUCCGAGCCCAUACAUUCUUCGCUCUCUCUGUCACGCUGCUGGUGGCAGGACCCGUCAUCCUCUUGAUCACGCUGAUAUUACUCUAUCGAUUUGACAAGUUUUACCUCUUUUCUGGGUCAAGGGAAUACCAUAUGCCAGAUGGGGAGGAUAAAGUUUCCUUGUAUGGGUGGCGUGGGUUCUUCCGCUUCCCAAUGAUAUUGCUUGUGGCGUGUGCAGCGCCAAUCGCUCUGGCAUAUCUUUUGUUCAAGGAAAACCAGUAUAUUGCGCACAGUAGCGAGUGGGCGGUUUGGAGCAUGAUGAUUUCAUCAUUUGUCUUUGUGGCAUGGUUCCUCUGCCGAACUGCAGAUUUUGGGAGACCGUCAUCGCUAACUCGGGUGUACGGACUGUCUUGGAUGUGGCUUGCAUGGUGGGUAUUCUUGGUUGUUGCCACUGUUUUCGAAGAACAUCUGCACUUGGUCGGAGUUUACUUUGUUCUCAUUUACACCGCUACUCUCUUUUUGGCCACAUGGCUAGCCUACCUAGAGCUCUUCUCUUUGCCAAAGAAGUCGACAUAUUGCCGUGGUAAGGUUGGAGACGAUUCUUCUACGGCGCCUUCGCGCAGUAGCUCAGGAGCGAGGUACGGGACUUCCGCUCCAGGACAAGAGGAAACCGGCGAAGAUGGUGGAAACGACGAAGGUGAGCCAACAGAGAGGUCCAGCUUGUUGAGAAGUCGGGGACGAUCGACCUUCAAGGGGUACCGUCCAGAAGGCACUGAACCCAGCCCAAGUGCGAAAUCUAAAGACGACAAGAGCUCGCAGCCCGAAGAACAAGAAUGGAGCAAGUCUCAGUGGACGUCACUUUGGCUGCUACAAAUGCUUGUGGUUGUGCCCAUCAAUCUGAUCAUCGUUGGCCAACUUGGAUUGCUGACUGCCGAGGGACUACAUCAGACUGGCCAAGAUGGGAGCUCGAUGUUCUUGGUUUACAUUAUGAUGGCUGUCGCGACGAUUUUGAUGUUUUCUCCUGUCGUCCCAAUCCUGCACCGAUUCACCUGGCAUAUUCCUAUAUUCCUCCUUCUCGUUCUAAUAGGCACGCUGUCAUACAACCUCGUCGCUUUUCCAUUCUCAGCGGACAACAGGCUGAAACUCUUCUUCGUUCAGCAAGUCGACCUUGAUACAGGGGACAACUUGGCGUCGCUUGCUGGAGCCACCCCUUUUGUGCGCUAUGCCGUAGCAGAACUGCCUAGUGCGCCCGAUCGAUCUCUCGAUUGCAUCUCUUAUGGACCGGACAACAAUCUCGAGAGAUGUUCGUGGCCCGGCAUCCCACCGAACGUGGCGAAUCCUACAAGUUCGGUUCCUCCCGAGAAACGGUACAAGAGCUGGCUGAGUUUCAACGCCACCCGGAUUAACAACAGUGACAGCAACAACGAGGCACGUUUCGUCAUCUACGGAAAAAACACACGAGCGUGCAAAAUCGUGUUUGACUCACCGAUCAGUGCAUUCCAUGUCGAAGGUCAAGCACCUCGCGACAAGCGAUUCACCCCCGUACCCGAAAGUGGAAGUACAGAGGUCCGACUGUGGUCGAGGACCUGGGAUCGUGCUUGGACCGUUAACGUGUCGUGGGCAGAUUCUGCUUCGGGCAAAGAGGGGGAUGACGACGACGACGACCAGGACGGGCACAAGCUUGCACGCAAUGAGACCAACAUGACGGGCAGGGUUGUGUGCCUGUGGAGCGAUGUGAAUCAGGUGGGGUUGAUUCCUGCAUUCGACGAAGCCGUGCACUAUACACCGGACUGGGUGGCCAUCACGAAAGCCAGCGACGGCUUAGUCGAGGGCUACAAGAACUUCAAGGUGUGAGUAGUGGCUUCGUUUGAGUCUAUGUGGGAGAUGUAGAAUUUGAUUUUCCAUCUGCACGAGCUUGCGACGGGUAUUCCCACCGGGUGUUUGGUGAGGGUUGUAUCAUGUAUUAUGAUUUUUGUCUCACUCUUCUGGGGGUUUGAUGCAUACUAGUAUAGCACAUGGGCGCGCAAAUUGAGAUGUCUCGUUUUUGAAC